AUGUCACAAAAUAAUGAAGUUAGUUCGGUUCAAUCAAAACAAGAAGUUGAUGGAAUUGUUGAUCUUAUCAGUAAUGCAAAUACUGAUCCAUGUCUUCAGCCAUUGCCAAUCGGAUUUCAGUUACAAUAUUGCUCUCCGACUGAUUCAUUCCUAUGUCCUCGUGGUACCUUUUGUCAAAUUGGUGCUGGACCACAACAAACAUUUUGUUGUCCUAUAAUUGCUGACAAUCCAUGUAAGCAAAAACAAGAAUCCGGAAUUGGUCUUAUCGGGUUAAAACGUUGGUACUAUGAUGCAAACGAUAAUUAUUGCAAAACAUUUAUUUUUAACGGUUUCAAGGGAAAUCAAAAUAAUUUUUUGACAUUUCGUAUAUGUCAACAAAGUUGUGGCGCUAUAAAUCCAUGUGAAAAUGGUGAACCACAAAUUCAAACAAAUGUACAAGAACAAUGUUCACCAGAAAAUGUUCAUUCAUGCCCGAAAGGAUAUUAUUGCCGAAUUCUGGAUGAUUUAACAAAAAGUGUUUGUUGUCCAGGAACUGAUCAAACUGUACUUAUCAAUGAUAGAGUAAUAAUGCCAAAUCCUCUUGCAAAUGUUAAUUCUGGUUCCGGUAGCAUUUAUAAUUUGAACAAUGGUCAUUCCUUGACCACCAAUAUUGAUUAUAUGAAAAGCAGAACUGUUGAUUCGAUUGAUAGUGCUAAUAUGGCUAUUGGUAAUAUUGCACCAAUUGAAUCAAUCAAUUAUGGUAAUACUAAACCAAUUAAUUCGAAUGAAUAUCUCGGAUAUAACGCAGCUACUGGUAUUAAACCGAAUUUUAGUAAUAUAUCACAAUCAAAUAAUUUUAUCAAUCAGGUUGGAACAUCUGAUUUUACUAGAGCAGGAACUUUUAUUAAUUCUUAUUAUGGUAUACCAAAAAGUGGAAUGAUAUCUGAAUCAAUCGGUUCUGGUAUACCGAUAUUUACCGGUAAUAGCCCGGUUAACACUGGUGUCUCAGUUGAUUCAUCAUCUGGUACUGCAUUUGAAAAUGCCAGAAUUUCGAGUGAAUUCAAUAGUGGGACGCAAAAUUUAGCGCCAAAUAUAGCGAUCGAAAAUAUUCGUGGAAAUCGUUGCUUGCAAGCACUUGCACCUGGAACAGGUACAUAUAGUUUACCACGAUAUCAUUUUGAUGCAGAAGCAUCACUCUGUCGACCAUUCAUAUAUUCAGGAUUUGGUGGUAAUGAUAAUAGUUUUGAAACAAUUCAGGAAUGUCGGAUGGCUUGUCCUGAAUAUGAUAAUCCUUGUCCAGUUGGUUUACCAUAUGUUGAUGAAAAUGAUGGAAGUGUCGCAUUUUGCUCAUCUAUUAAUCCUUUAUGUCCUUCCAAUUAUUGGUGUCAUAUAGGUGAUCGACGACAAACAUCAGUCUGCUGUCCAUCUUUAAUAAAUUUCAAUACAAUGCCAAUUACAAAUCAAUUUCGACCACUAAGAAGUUUGUUAUCGACGAAUUUUAUGCAAAAUUUUAAUGGUCCAGCUCUGGACAUGAGAAUUGGUUCUAGUGAACAUAAUGAUAUGCCAGGAAUGAUAUCGCAAGCAUGCUUUCAAUCCUUGCAAGAGGGUAGAGGUCAAGCUAAACUCACUCGAUAUUAUUUUAAUAGUAGAACAAGAACAUGUGAGAAGUUUAUUUAUUCUGGAAAAGGUGGAAAUCAGAAUAAUUUCUUGUCAAAGAUGGAUUGUGAAGAAACAUGUCCAAUAUUAGACAAUCCAUGCGAAAAUGGUCUUCCAGCUAUGAGUUCAGAAGGUAAUCCAAUACUAUGUGACAGUGAUAGUAGCACUAUAUGUGGUAUCGGUUACUAUUGUCAUAUUGGUGCAACAUCAUCAACAACAGUUUGUUGUCCUACAAUUGGUGACCCUUGUCAUAUGCCAGUGUCCAACGGGAAUGGAAAUGCAAUUUUAAAUCGUUGGUAUUACAAUACACAAUCACAAAUUUGUGUGAACUUUGUUUAUAGUGGUCAAGGUGGUAAUUCAAAUAAUUUUCGGACGCGCGAAGAUUGCAUUAAAACAUGUCCUGAAUUUAGAAAUCCAUGUUCUGCUGGACGACCACAUAUUGGUCUAAAUGGACAAAUUACACGUUGCGGUGCUACUGGACCAUUAAUAUGUCCAACAACUUAUUGGUGUCAUAUUGGUGCAUCAUUGGAGAAUUCGGUUUGUUGUCCUGCUACUGGGAUACCAUGUGAGCAGGAGGUUGAAAUAGGAACCGGUGAUGCGGUUUUAAUACGAUUUUACUACAAUUCAGCAACACGCACCUGUCAACAAUUCCAGUACUCUGGUCUUGGUGGAAAUGAGAAUAACUUUUUGACGUUACGUGAUUGUGAAGCACAUUGUCCAGUAUUGCCAAAUCCAUGUGGACUUGGUCAACCACAAACAGAUGAACAUCAGAAUCCAGUUAUGUGCAGUGCUGCUGAUACUAAGCCAGUUACCUAG
Messenger RNA from Loa loa (African eye worm), 2451 nucleotides. Its product is annotated as kunitz/Bovine pancreatic trypsin inhibitor domain-containing protein. NCBI's taxonomy places the organism in Eukaryota, Metazoa, Nematoda, Chromadorea, Rhabditida, Onchocercidae. The transcript has 12 exons. The coding region runs from base 1 to 2451 and encodes 816 amino acids. The record is from RefSeq and is a predicted model, not a curated record. Gene Ontology annotation, molecular function: serine-type endopeptidase inhibitor activity.